Sorghum bicolor (sorghum) is the source of this 2296-nucleotide messenger RNA. RefSeq names its product probable carboxylesterase 7. The record is from RefSeq and is a predicted model, not a curated record. Gene Ontology annotation, molecular function: hydrolase activity. NCBI's taxonomy places the organism in Eukaryota, Viridiplantae, Streptophyta, Magnoliopsida, Poales, Poaceae. Bases 551 to 2182 code for a protein of 543 amino acids. The transcript has a single exon.
UAAGCCACCUGAUCCAAUCGGGAUAAUGGAUCAUCAGCCAUAGUAGCUCUGAAAUUUCCUUGAUGGAACUGCAUCAAACCUUCAUGGAAGGAGUACUAUGGUAGUUUGAUGUUCCACGAAACUGUUAAAAUCCUAGUUGAACACCAAAAGAAUUGAAAUGAUGUUGAUACUCGCUUUUUUUCUGCCACUGGACAUGGCCUAAAUUUGAGAGGCCCAACCGCGCAAGGCCUAUGUGCGCUUGGCUGCCUGCUGCCGCUCCUAUCCUAUCCUCAACCACGGCACGCGAUGUACGGGUGGGCUGUGAUCGUGUAAACCAUGGACUCGCAACGCAAUCUCCCAGCUCGUGGCUCUCCACCCACUGUGCCUUUGCUGGGCAGCCAAAUUUCUGCGGCAAACGGUAGCGUCCCACGCCGAUCCCUCCACUCGGGUCGGGCGUCGCUCGGCCCCCCCUUUUUUCGUGGCACGGCACAACCUUUUCCGGCCGCGUGCCAGGUGCCACCCACCGCGAUCUUUGUCUCAUGCCUGCACCCACCGGCAGUGCACCAGGUCCAUGCCGCACCCAAACAGUGUCGCGUCGCCGUCGCCUCACACUCUCCUCCUCGUCGCAGACCUUGCAGCCGGCGGCGUCCGCGCUGCAGCAAUCCUGAUUCCUGAACGCCAGAACCUGAGCUGCAGCUGCGAUUGGUGGGGGGAAGAACACGGUGGCGCAUCAGCUGCAGUGGAAAUGGCGACGAGGAUGCGUUCCUGCGUCAGGUGCUUGGCCAACCUCGUGCUCCCCUUCCUCUUCUUCGCCUCCCUCCUCUACCUGUCCACCAGGCAGCCGCUCCUCGACGUGGCUGUCCGCCGGGACGUCGCGCCCGGCAGGCUGCGGGUGUUCGUGGACCGCGCCGCUAAAAAUGCCAGCGUCACGACGGGCGCGGCGGCUCAGGUGUCUGACAUUGCCGCCGUUGCAAUCGAAGGUGGUGACGGCGAUGUCCUGACCGACGCGCCCCCGGACUCCGGCGACGCCAAUGUCACGACGGAUAAUACGGUGCAGCAGGCGUCUGCCAUCGCUGCCGCUGCAACUGAAGACGGCGAAUCCAAGGUCGUGACCGAUGCGCCGCCAGCGUCCGCCGCCGCCGCCGAGCCGAGGGUGUCGUCAGACUCAGACUCAGACAUCGCGGCAACGGCAUCUACUGCCGGCAGCGACACGAGUGGCGACGCUGAUGACACCAUCGUGUUCGACUUCCGGCCGUACGUGUUCGUGUACAAGAGCGGGCGCGUCCACCGCUUCCACGGCACGGAAACCGUCCCGCCCGGCGUCGACGCGCUCACGGGCGUCGCGUCCAUGGACGUCGCCGGCGCUGGCGGCGUCGGCGUCGGCGUCGGCGUCAGCGCGCGGCUCUACCUGCCGCCGAAGAGCCGUCGCGGCAAGAAGAGAAAGCUGCCCGUGCUGCUCUACUUCCACGGCGGCGCGUUCGUGAUCGAGUCGCCGUUCUCGCCGCUGUACCACGCGUUCCUCAACAUCCUCGUCGCCAAGGCGGGCGUCGUGGCCGUGUCAGUGGACUACCGCCUCGCGCCGGAGCACCCGCUCCCCGCCGCGUACCACGACGCGUGGGCGGCGCUCCGGUGGACGGCAUCGAACUGCGUAUCGGGGCCGGAAGCCUGGCUCGCCGACCACGGAGACGCCACGCGCAUCUUCCUGGCCGGCGACAGCGCCGGCGGCGACAUCGCCCACAACCUGGCGGUGCGAGCCGGAGCGGAGCCCCCGCUGCCCGGCGGCGCGGCCAUCGCCGGCGUCGUCCUCCUCAACCCGUACUUCUGGGGCAAGGAGCCGGUGGGCGCGGAGCCCGGCGAGCGGUGGGUGCGCGACGGCCUCGAGCAGACGUGGGCGCUCGUGUGUGGCGGCAGGUACGGCAUCGACGACCCGCACGUGAACCCGCUGGCGGCGCCUGGCGCGUGGCGCGGGAUGGCGGGCGAGCGCGUGCUGGUCACCAUCGCGGGGCGCGACAACUUCCGGGACCGGGCGGCGGCGUACGCGGAGGGGUUGAGGCGGAGCGGCUGGCGAGGGGAGGUGGAGACGUACGUGACGGAGGGGGAGGCGCACGUGCACUUCGUGGGCAACCCGAGGAGCGACAAGGCCGAGCGGGAGACGGACAAGGUGGCUGAGUUCAUCGCCGGCGGUGGCCGUGGCAAUGGCUAGGCCGCGCUCUGGCUCUGGCGUAUCUUUGGGUUCUGCUCUGACAACGUCGUCCUGCUGCGUGUGGAAAUUGUACUAGAUAGACAUCGUUUUCAUAUACUCCAAAGCGAAAAAGAA